AAAUAAUGUUUUGCAAAUCUUCAUUCACCAUUUUUAGUUUUCAUGAUUAAGUGCCAUGUUGUAUCAAAAUUUCUGAAUUUGUUCAACGCCAUAAUUAAUUGGUUUUGGCUAAAGAGCCAUGACCCACACAUUUUAUGUUAAAUCUCAUUAAUAUGACACUAUGUAUAAAUUAAGGGAUCUAAUGUGAAAAAGAGAAAAUUAAAGACGCUUCACGGGUUCAAAGCAUUUGAUAAUAACAAUAUUAGUAAAUCUAAUUUUUAAAAAGUGCGCCUAGCUUGAAAGUCGACUGAAAGUAUGACUUACGCCAUUACAUAAUUCUAAGCUUACCCUUUGUUUAUAUCGAGGAAUGUAAGAGUAAGCACACAGUCCCUUUAAGAGUAAACGGCUUAUUGAUUGUGAUAUAAGUCGGUACGGGCCGGGUGUCUGAGCGUAAAACCAAGAAACACUUACAAAAGUUCAAACAUUUAAAACCUCGAAAUAAUCGGGUAUGCAUACAGUUCCACACAAGGCAGCAGUCCUAAUUAAAGCAUACAUAACAACACACCCAAACCUCGUAACUUCUAAACUGUAUGUUCAACUGUACAUGUCUAAAAGAUGGAGUGGGUAAGGAUAAUCGUACUGUUGCUAGCAAUGUUAGUAAACAUAACUGAAUCCAAACUUGAGUGUAGGAUAGAGAAGGAUGGUGAUCCUGCAGCCUAUAGAAUCAACCAGGAAACUGUAAGUGAAACAAGAAAAUCAGCCGACGCUAAAUAUCAGAUAUUUAUUUGUAAAUGUCCUGAUUCGCAGAGACUUGACAGUCCUGAGGUGUAUGGAGACACAUCAAAAUCCUUCUUUGACAGCUAUCAUUAUAAACAGAAUGAGUUAGAUUGGUCAGUAUCAAACCUUCUCAUCAUAAUGAACUGUAAAUCACUGAAGCUUUGCUUAGGCUCUCCUAUACCUGAGGCAAUUCAUAACUUUCUCCAAGUUCAAAGAGCUGGAAUCUUGGUACAAAAUAUAACUGCUCUGACGAUAGAUUGUCUAGAUAUAGGACAACCUACUACUGGAGCUAGCAGGACUGACAAGAUCACCAGUUUAUACAUUCGAGAUUCUACCAUAGUUGAGAGCAAAUACGAUAUUGUUAUGGAGGACAAAACUGAGGUCGUAUUUGAAAAUGUGGUUUUUAAGAAACCAGUUUUCUUUGAUGUUUAUAACUCAAACAAAAGCACAGCUAAUCCGGUCUUCAGACUUCUUAGAUCAAAACUCUUCUUUGAUGAAACAGCAAGCUCGGGGACAAUCAACAAACUUAUUGUUGAGAAUGAUCAUAAGAAGGAUAAAGGAUGUAGUGCAGAGUACUCUGGCAUGAUUGAGAUACUUGGAAAUGAUCUUGGAUACAUUAAUACAGAAGAUAUUCAGUUCAAGGGAGGACAGAAACUAGUGUUUGAGAAUAAUAUUAUCCCAUUGAUACUGAACCAUGGAAUUAAGGUUAUAAAUCAACGCGAAGUUUCCAUGAGAAAAAAUCAUUUUGGAAUAACUCUCGCCGCAGUACCAGUUCAUUUAUACUACAGACAACAAAACUCAAGAUGUGGAGUAAAAGAUCUUCUAUACGAGGAGAUUAAGAUGAUCAACAUGGGAGAGAACAUGGUUAGCAGGAGGGUUAACCUUUUCCUACUUGAAGAGGAGUAUACACAGAAUAUUCAAGAAAAGAUGGAGGUAUCCAGUACAUAUUAUUUUACCAUGUGUGAGUGUGGAGAUGUUGGUAAGUUUGACAAUACUAGCUCUGGAAUCAUCAAUCAAAAGCUUUACUACCAGUCCUACUGUUUAAACGGAACCCAGCUGAGACGAAGAGAUGAUGCUUGUGAUCCUGAUUGUAUUUCCUGUAUGUUUACAAGGAAAGCUGGAGACCUGACAGGAUCAGCAGUGAUCGCUGCUGCUGUGAUAUCAGCAGUAGUUACAGGUGUACUCACUGCUGUUCUUGUUGGAAUAUGCUGCAGAUUUUGCACGUUUUGUGCUCCUUCAGGAGAUGAGGUUGAUGAUGAGGCUGAAGGUUGGAGAGAACAACAACAACAAGAUAGUGUAGAACAAAAUGGAUUCAAAACAAGAGAAAACAGUAUCACUCUUGUAGAAUAAUUAUUAAAAAUAAGAGAUUAGGGCGCUGCCCAGUACACGACCUUCUCCAAGAUUUUGAUGUGUCCAGUGUCAUGUUCUAAAAUUAUAGUUAUUUUUUUUCAAUUUUCUGAGAAGGAAUCGUACAAUGUCUUAAUUGUAUAACUGUGUCACUAAUUUGUACAUAAAGAGAUUAUUAACACUGUA
Molecule: messenger RNA, 2289 nt
Organism: Eurytemora carolleeae
Lineage: Eukaryota; Metazoa; Arthropoda; Copepoda; Calanoida; Temoridae
Exons: 16
Coding region: 595-2106 (503 amino acids)
Source: RefSeq, a predicted model, not a curated record